Molecule: messenger RNA, 855 nt
Organism: Insectozyma verbasci
Lineage: Eukaryota; Fungi; Ascomycota; Pichiomycetes; Serinales; Debaryomycetaceae
Source: the annotation of a GenBank genome assembly
AUGCAAUCACCAAAUUAUUCGCCAAAAAGCUCAAAAAAAGAAGUCUCAUUACCUUCUAGAGCAACAUUUCAAUCUCAUUUAUUGACACCCCCAAAUUCUCAACCACAACCAAAUUUAUCACCAAAUAAUUAUAAUUAUUAUUCACCUUAUUUAAACAAAACUCAAUUCAAUUCAAUCUUGAUCAAUUGUUCAUUAAAUUUAUUAAAGAUAGUUUUCAAUGAUCAUGCAUUCAAUUCCAAUUCAAUUAAAUUAUUCAUAAUUGAAAUUUUGAAACGCUCAAAAACAUCAAUUCAAACAUUGCAAGUUCUCAAUUAUUACAUUUUCAAAAUUAUCAAGAAGGGAAUUAAUGUUGAUCUUGAUGUUAAGAAAUUAUUUCUCGGAUUGUUGAUUAUUGCUUCUAAAUUUAAUCAAGAUUGUAAUUAUUCGUUCAGAAAUUGGUGUUUGAUAUGUGGAUUGAAAGAAGAUGGAAAUAAGAAAAAAUUAACAGAGAUUGAAUUCAAAUGUUUAAAUUAUUUGGAUUAUGAAUGUUAUAUAAAUGGGAAGAAGUAUGAUGAAUGGUGUAAAUUUUUAAUUAUAUUUGGUUAUGACUUUAUUAAAAGUCAAAAGAUAAUUAAAAAUAAUGAAGAAAUAACUAAUGUUGAAAUUGAUUGGGAUACUGAUAUUACUGAUAAAUUGAGUAAAUGGGAAUCAUUCUUUAAGGUAUUUACUUUUGAUCAUUUUGAAUUUUUGGAUAUUAAUUUUGAAACUUAUUUCAAUGCACAAUUGGAUAAAAAGAUUUUUAUUCAACAAGGACAACAAUCCAAAAAAAGACAAUUUGUAAUUGAUACCGUUCCAAUUAAAAAAAUAAAAGUAUAA